AUGGCGAUAACACCAGCAACCACGAAACGCCGGGUAAGGCACUCUCUUCCCGCGGUCCUGAUGCGAGCAGGUACAUCAAAAGGCCUCUUCAUCCACCGGUCUCAUCUGCCGCCAUCUGAAGCAGAGUGGGCUACUCCACUCCUCGCCGCCAUGGGAUCCAAAUACAACGAUGCCCGCCAAAUCGACGGUGUUGGAGGGGGAAGCAGCGUGACCUCCAAAGUUGCCGUGGUGUCACCAUCCACCAGGCCAGGCGUGGACGUCGAGUACACCUUUGUCCAAGUGGCCGUCGGAAGCGAGACUGUUGAUCUCAGCGGGAACUGCGGCAACAUCUGCUCAGGGGUUGGUCCUUUUGCCGUGCAAGAGAGAUUGGUUAGUAUGAUGCCUGGUUCUCGGGUAGUCGACGUGCGGAUAUUCAAUACCAACACAUCGAAACUCAUUGUGGAAACGGUCUACCUUGACCAAGACGGAAACGCGGAGGAGGAUGGGGAUUGCCUCAUCCCGGGCGUCAAGGGGCCCGGCAGCGAGAUCAAGGUUGCUUUCGUCGAGCCGGUGGGCAGCAUGAAGGGCAAGCUCUUCCCCAGCGGAAAUCGAUUCGAAAGGAUCCUCGUAGAGGAAGUGGCUUCUGUUGGUGACUUUGUGGUGGACGUGACUCUCAUCGACUCUGCGAAUCCUUUCGUUCUUGUUGAUGCUCAGAGUCUACCCGCGGAAGUCAAAACACAGUCCCCAGACUUUCCCCUAUCCAUCGAAGUCGCCGAGGCCAUCCGGAGGCAAGGAGCUGUACGGAUGGGACUUGCCAGCACAGUCGAGGCCGCCGGUCUGGUUAGAGGGACUCCGAAGCUGGCGUAUCUUUCGCCGCCAGUUGGUAGUCACAGAGAUGCGGCGGAUAUUCGAGUACAGGCUUACAGCAUGGGAAAGCCUCAUCCGAGUUUGCAACUGACGGGUGGUGUGACUCUGGCAUAUGCCGCCAUUAAGGAGGGGACCGUUGCGCACCGUGUUUCGAAUCGGGAUUCGGGGCUGGAGGGCAUGCCAACACCUAGGAGAACGCCGAGCCCGUCGACUACGAAUGCCUCAGAAGGCCCUAUCAUUGAUGGCCAAAAGAUUCAAGGCACCGUUCGCAUACAGCAUGGCAGUGGAAUCAUGGAGGUAGAAGUGUGGGCUCGUGACGAAGAAGAAGGCCUUGCGGUAGAUCGAUGCGUAGUAACGAGGACUGCACGGAGGCUGAUGGAGGGGAACGUGUUUUACUAUUCCUGA
Messenger RNA from Colletotrichum abscissum, 1251 nucleotides. RefSeq lists its product as uncharacterized. NCBI's taxonomy places the organism in Eukaryota, Fungi, Ascomycota, Sordariomycetes, Glomerellales, Glomerellaceae. The transcript has a single exon. The coding region runs from base 1 to 1251 and encodes 416 amino acids. The record is from RefSeq and is a predicted model, not a curated record.